AUGGAGAGAAGAAAUGAUAGAGGAAAGGAGAUUAUGAAGGAGGAAUGUAUUCCUGAAGACUCGAAAAAGAAGAAUAUGAAGGAUAAAGAUUUUGUGGUAAAUCUUCCUCAAGAACUGACACAUGAUAUUCUAGCGAGGACUCCGGCCAAGUCCGUGGUCAGGCUAGCCGCAGUCUCAAAAGGCUGGCGUGACAUGAUGGCCACUAAACAGUUCGUAAGUGAUGUCUUGUCUCAUUCGGUGGAAAAACCUCGUUUACAAUUCACGUCCGUCCGAAGAAUGGGUCCUGUUGGUAGAAAGACAACCACAUGGCAGCGAUGGUUCCAUUCUGUGCCUCAAGAGCCGCCAGAGCUGUGGAGCCAAAAACAAAACCAGGUGGAAAUGCCGUCGCUGGAUAUCGGUUCUGCAACAAACCAUAUCGCUCCACCGGUUAUGGGUUCAAUUUGUCGCUACAACAGCUCGAGCGUCGUAGUUGGCAAUCCACGUUGCUCGAAGUUCACGGAGCUUCCGAAGGUUAACUCAUCGGAGAGAGUACAAGCACGCGUGGCAUGUGCUCUCGGGUUCGACGCGAAAAGGCUCGAGUACAAGGUGGUUUUGAUGAUCUGGAAUCCUACUGGUACAGUUCCUGGAGAAUCGCAUAUUCUGACGCUGGAGUGCGUGUUUCCCCAUUUCCCUCUAAGCAGCGCAAUCUGCUUAGAGGGAUUAAUCUUCUAUGUAGCAAGGUCCAUAACCGGUCAGACCUGUAUUGGUACUCUACGUCCCGGUAUGGUCGUCUUCGCUCCCACCCUUCUCCAUGGCGGUACGCUCCAUGUUUUGGUUUACGAUGUCCGCCGGAAAAAGUUGGACAAGGUUCAAAUCGACGGCACUUUUUACGACGGAGGUGUUGACUGCUUCCUCAACCACGUGGACACUCCGGCGCUCUUUAUCUAG
Messenger RNA from Microthlaspi erraticum, 927 nucleotides. NCBI's taxonomy places the organism in Eukaryota, Viridiplantae, Streptophyta, Magnoliopsida, Brassicales, Brassicaceae. The record is from the annotation of a GenBank genome assembly.